AUGGCUUCCGAGAACAUAAAUCCCGACACAGUCUCCAAAGCCGUCGACGCGCUCCUCAAAUGGCGUCGUUCCCAAUCGGAGACUCAGAAGCCGAAACUCUUCGACCAAGACGAAGAAUUCGUGUACCUCAUCUUAACGCUGAAGAAGGUUCCGGCGAAAUCGCGCUUUAAUCCUCACAAGAUCCCUCUCCCUCACUCCCUCCUCUCGCCGUUCUCCGAACAAUGCUUUAUCCUCGACGACCGGGCCAACAAGGCGCGCGUCACCAAGGCCCAGGCCCAGACCAAGAUCCAAUCCGAGUCCAUCCCCAUCGCCAAAAUCCUCAAACUCUCUAAACUUGCCUCCGAUUAUCGCCCUUUUGAGGCGAAGCGGAAGCUCUGUGAUUCCUACGAUAUGUUUUUUGUAGAGAAGAGUAUUGUGCCGUUGCUUCCGCGGCUACUCGGGAAGCAGUUUUUCAAGAAGAGGAAGGUGCCGGUGCCGGUGGAUCUCAAGAAGAAUAACUGGAAGGAGCAGGUGGAGAGGGCGUGCUCGUCCGCGAUGCUGUUCAUGCGGACCGGGACGUGUAGCGUGGUUAGGGUUGCAAAGGUGGGGAUGGAGAGGGACGCGAUUGUUGAGAAUGUGGUAGCGGCUAUUGAGGGGACUGUGGAGAUUGUGGUCCCGGAUGUGAAGUUGCGGAUUGAGGGUGUGAAGGAGGAGGCUGAGAUAAAGGAGAAGAAUAAGAAGAAGAAGAAAAAGGAUGGUGAAGUUCGCGAAACGGCGAAGAAGGGCAGGAUUCAUGAAGUUAAGUAUAUGGAUGAGAAUGGUGGUGAGGAUGAGAUUGAAGAUGAAUUGACGAGUGAUGGUGGUGGUGGUGAUGAGAAGAGGAAGAGGGGGGUUUCGAGUGUGUUGAGUAGUGGUAAGAGGUUGAAGAAAUCGUCUGGUGUCAAGGAGAAGAAGGAAAAGGGGAAGAGUAGAAGUGAAUUGGUUGUUAAGAAUGAAGAGUCUAGUGCCAAGGCGAAGAAAAAGGUGAAGAGUGGAAGUGAAUUGGUAGUUAAGGACGAGGAAUCUGGUGUAAAGAAGACGAAGAAAGGGGAUUUGAAGAAGAUGAAGAUGGGGGAUGUGAAGGUGAAGGCUUUGAAAAGUUUGAAGGCCAAGAAAAGUAGGAAGGCUUUGUGA
Sphenostylis stenocarpa is the source of this 1152-nucleotide messenger RNA. The record is from the annotation of a GenBank genome assembly. Lineage: Eukaryota; Viridiplantae; Streptophyta; Magnoliopsida; Fabales; Fabaceae.